Hibiscus syriacus is the source of this 749-nucleotide messenger RNA. RefSeq names its product actin-depolymerizing factor-like. The record is from RefSeq and is a predicted model, not a curated record. Lineage: Eukaryota; Viridiplantae; Streptophyta; Magnoliopsida; Malvales; Malvaceae. Gene Ontology annotation, cellular component: actin cytoskeleton; cytoplasm. Gene Ontology annotation, biological process: actin filament depolymerization. Gene Ontology annotation, molecular function: actin filament binding. Bases 130 to 561 code for a protein of 143 amino acids. The transcript has 4 exons.
UCUUAAAAAAAUAAUUUCUUUAAUUCGAAAGAGUUUCUUUCUGGUUGCUGCUUAUUUUCACUUGCAUUUUCCUUUUAUCCAUAAUAAUUCUCUUCGUCCCAUUUUCCCUUUCUCCAUCUUCAAGCAGCCAUGUCUUUCAGAGGAGCGAAUGCGUCAUCUGGCAUGGGAGUGUCUGAACACAGCAAGAGCACGUACCUGGAGCUGCAGAGGAAGAAGGUGUUCCGAUACGUGAUAUUUAAGAUCGACGAGAACAGAAAGGAGGUUGUGGUUGAAAAGACUGGAGGUCCAUCCGAGAGCUAUGAUGAUUUCACUGAUUCAUUGCCUGAGGCUGAUUGCCGCUAUGCCGUUUUUGACUUCGAUUUUGUGACUUCCGAGAACUGCCAGAAGAGCAAGAUCUUCUUUAUUGCGUGGUCUCCUUCUGUUUCAAGGAUCCGUUCCAAGAUGCUCUACGCAACAUCCAAGGAUAGGUUCAGAAGGGAACUGCAGGGCAUUCAUUAUGAAAUUCAGGCAACUGACCCGACUGAGAUGGAUCUUGAGGUGAUCAGAGAGCGUGCACGUUAAGUGUCGAAUACCAUCUAUCCUUAUCACAAUGCACAUAUGUUAUUGUUGUUAAAAUAACACCUGAGAAGGCUGAUUUCGAGCUCCGGGGUUCAGAACUUUGGGCUCCUCAUUGCUGUGAUGCUUCUCAGGUGAAGAUGGGCGUGUUAUUAGGAGAUAUUUGAAGUGUUAUUCUUUAUUUAUGUUGUUUC